AAACAGCCCAGCGGCAGGAGUCGGUCUGCAUUCCCGCAGCUGACGACUGCUGGGUGCUGCCCCCCCCCGCCGCCCCACACUCGGAAGAGCUGGAAAGGUGCCGGACUGCAGCCAUGCUGGCGCUGCUGUGCGCCUGCGUGUUCCUGGUGGCCUGCACCUCGGACGCCAACCUGAGCACGGAGGAGCAGAUCCGCGACAUGCACGCCAAAGUGACGGAGAUCUGGCAGGAGGUGGCCGCCCGGCGGGCGGCGGGCGGCGGCCAGGACCCCGCACUCUACGCCGUCUGCCAGGUGCGGCCGUCGGCCUCGCUGGGCGCGGAGCAGCCGCAGGUCACCGGCGUGGUGUUUUUCCGGCAGGCUGCGCCCGGCGCCCAGCUCGAGGCCUUCUUCAAUCUGGAGGGAUUCCCGGCCCAGCCCAACGGCUCCAGACGCGCCAUCCACGUGCACCAGUUCGGGGACCUGAGCCAGGGCUGUGAGUCCACCGGGCCGCACUACAACCCGCUGGGGGUGCAGCACCCGCAGCACCCGGGCGACUUUGGCAACUUCGCCGUGCGGGACGGCAGCCUCUGGAAGUACCGCGCCGGCCUCGCUGCCUCGCUCAGCGGCCCGCACUCGAUCGUGGGCCGAGCCGUAGUGGUGCACGAGGGCGAGGACGACCUGGGCCGCGGCGGCAACCCGGCCAGCCUGGAGAACGGCAACGCGGGGCGCCGGCUGGCCUGCUGCGUGGUGGGCCUGUGCGGGCCCGGGCCCUGGACGCGCCAGGCGCAGGAGCGCAGGAAGCGGCGGCGAGACAGCGAGUGCAAGACGGUUUGAGCGCACCCUGCCCGGCCUGUGUUGGAGAGCUCCUGGGCGCCCCGGGCCCGCUGCAUGUCCUGACACCCCCUCCUAGAGCCCCGAGAUCCCCUCCAGGUGCCUCAGGACCUCUUCCACACCCUGACACUCCUCCAAGCGCACUGAGAUCCCCUCCAUCUGCCCCAAGACACUGCCCCCACCUUGAUUUUCUCCCUCUGCUCCCAGAGACAUCCUCUACCCGGCAGUCCCACUUCCGCCAUGGCCGAGGUCUCCCCAGAAGUCCCCUCUACCUUGAGUUCUCCAAUCAGUUAUGCUGAGAUACCCCCUCCACCUGGAGCACCGUUCCCCCAGCCCCGAGAACCCCCCGAGGCAUACCCUUCCAUCGACCACAUACCCCGCCUACCUUUAGGGCCUCCUAGACUCUUAAGACCCCUUUCUACCCUGACACCCCUCCCCUCACCCCAGGAGCCCGGAGACACCUCUCUGCCCUAAGGACUCACCCACCUCUCCCGCCCCUUAGAUUCCUCCUAGGCUCUGAGACCAGGCCUGCUGCUGCCUAGGGUCCCGACCUCCCCACCCACCACCACCACCGCCGCCGUGUGGCCCUGACAGCGCCCUGCCUCUAGUUAGGUGCCCCUGCCUGAGUAUUCAGCUGUUUUCGGCGCCCCGCCACCCUGCAGAGGGCAGAUAGACACGCUUUGGAGCUGUUUGCCAAUCCUCAUGUUGUACAUUAAAAACCCAGCAGCUCAGUAUUGCAUCAGGGUCUUGGUUACUUUUUUUGUUUGUUUGAGGCCUCUCUCCCCUGGCUCGGUUACUAUUUGGAAAUAGCAAAGAUAUUUCCAAAAAGCCCCGAGGACUUUUUAUCAUCCUCUUCCCAGUUCUGCUGGCCACGCUGUUCAGUCACUGAUUGUUGUGGGAAGUGAGGGAAAAAAAUACAGCUUCCUGGGCUACGCCCUGGAGCUGAGGAGCCCAACUAGAGAGAAGAAAAUGAAUCUAUUUGCAACAAGCUUCUGGCGAUUCUAGACACUGGACACUCUAGACAUUUUAGACAUUAGAGCCACCGGCCUGGGCCCUGUGUCUCCUCGCAUCUGCCUCCAAGCGCAGCAUGAGGUCCAUUUCCCGGAUGUCGGAGACAGGGCCCGCGAAGCAAAGUCCCUGGGCAAGUUACAGGGAGGCUGGUGUUGGCAAAUGAAGUUGUCAGCCUUUCUGCAACCGGAACAAUGCUCUUCUUGACACAAAAGCUCUUGGAAGCAGUGGGGUCCAAAGGCAGGCUGAUUUUAAUUCAAGGCUUGUUGGAGUUUCAGCCUCUUUUUGAAUAUUAUAAUCUACAUACAGACUAGAUCG
This is a messenger RNA of Pteronotus mesoamericanus, 2135 nucleotides long. RefSeq names its product superoxide dismutase 3 (gene SOD3). Lineage: Eukaryota; Metazoa; Chordata; Mammalia; Chiroptera; Mormoopidae. Gene Ontology annotation, molecular function: copper ion binding. The record is from RefSeq and is a predicted model, not a curated record. Bases 114 to 812 code for a protein of 232 amino acids. The transcript is spliced from 2 exons. Gene Ontology annotation, biological process: superoxide metabolic process.